Molecule: messenger RNA, 4295 nt
Organism: Megalops cyprinoides (Indo-Pacific tarpon)
Lineage: Eukaryota; Metazoa; Chordata; Actinopteri; Elopiformes; Megalopidae
Gene: pcdh11
Product: protocadherin 11
Exons: 4
Coding region: 118-3228 (1036 amino acids)
Biological process (GO): homophilic cell-cell adhesion
Cellular component (GO): plasma membrane
Molecular function (GO): calcium ion binding
Source: RefSeq, a predicted model, not a curated record
CAUCUUCUAAAGCACUGAUGUCGCUACGUGUCGGGGAUUGCUAAUCGUUUGGCAUAUAUUGCUUGAAGGAAUUCAAGAGCUGCAGCCUUACAGUGAAGUUCCUCACUCCUGCUGAAUAUGGACUUAGCCUGUGAGGCACACCUGCUGGUGGUUCUGCUCACCUGUCUGGCCUCGCGGUCCUGGGCCCAGGAGAAGGACUACACCGUGCGGGAGGAACUGCCAGAGAACGUGAGGAUUGGGAACCUGCGCAAAGACCUGGACCUGGCCCUGGACCCCAAUGUCAAGCUGUCAUCGCCGCUGCAGUUCAAGCCCGUCUACAAGACUGGCGACGUGCCUUUGGUGCGGGUCGAGGCCAACACGGGGGAGAUCUUCACCACCUCCAACCGCAUCGAUCGGGAGAAGCUCUGCUCGGGCGUCUUCAACGAGAAGCGCUGCUUCUACGAGCUGGAGGUAGCCGUGCUUCCCGACGAGAUCUUCCGCCUGGUAAAGAUUCGCUUCCUUAUCGAGGACAUCAAUGACAAUGCCCCCCUGUUCCAGUCCACUGUCAUUAACAUCUCCAUCCCGGAGAACACUGCCAUCAACUCCCGCUACCCCGUCCCCUCCGCCCUAGACCCGGACGUGGGGAUCAACGGAAUUCAACACUAUGAACUUGUCAAGAGUGUGAGUGAAUUUGGACUGGACAUCAUUGAGACUCCAGAAGGGGACAAAUGGCCUCAGCUCAUUGUCCAGCAAAACCUGGACCGUGAGCAGAAGGAUACCUUUGUCAUGAAGAUCAAGGUGGAAGAUGGUGGGACUCCCCCAAAAUCCAGCACAGCUAUCCUGCAGGUCACCAUUUCCGAUGUGAACGACAACCGGCCGGUGUUCAAAGAGAGUGAGGUGGAAGUGAAUGUACCAGAAAAUGCCCCUGUGGGCACAUCAGUCACCCAGCUCCACGCCACUGAUGCUGACCUUGGCUCCAAUGCACAAAUCCACUUCUCAUUCAGCAACCAAAUAUCCGCUGCCACCAAACGCCUCUUUGCGAUUGACAGUAACACUGGACUGAUCACCAUCAAGCAGCCACUGGACAGAGAGAUCACUCCAGUUCACAAACUCAUUGUGCUGGCUAGUGAUGGAAGCUCCACACCAUCAAGAGCUACAGUGACAGUCAACGUCACAGACAUUAAUGACAAUGUGCCAUCCAUAGACACCCGAUACAUCAUGAACCCUGUUAAUGGCACCGUUCUGCUGUCAGAAAAUGCCCCUCUUAAUACUAAAAUAGCUCUCAUCACCGUGACAGAUAGAGACGCUGAUCUGAAUGGGAAGGUGACUUGCUACACUGACCACGAUGUUCCUUUUCGACUGAAGCCAGUGUUUGACAACCAGUUCUUGCUAGAAACUGCAGCCCCCCUAGAUUACGAGACAACUCGAGAAUAUGCCAUUAAGAUAGUGGCUUCAGACUCUGGGAAGCCCCCACUGAACACUUCGGCUAUGGUCCUAAUAAAGAUCAAGGAUGAAAAUGACAAUGCUCCCAUAUUCCCUCAGCCUGAAAUUCAGCUGUCCAUCCCAGAGAACAACGACCCUUCAACACAGCUGAUAAAAAUCAGCGCCACGGACGCAGACAGUGGUCGCAAUUCAGAAAUCACUUAUACCCUGGGCCCUGACCCGCCUGAUGGCUUUAACAUUGAUCGACGGUCCGGAAUCCUCUCUGUUGGGAAGAGGCUUGACAGGGAAAAGCAGGAGAAGUACUCAUUCACUGUCAUCGCGCGGGAUAAUGGCUCCCCGUCUCUACAGAACAAUGUGACUGUGAAGGUGAUGGUCCAGGACAUUAAUGACAACAGUCCAGCCUUCACCCACCCUGAGUAUAAUUUCUACGUGCCUGAGAAUUUGCCAUUGUACGGAACAGUGGGUUUGAUCACUGUCACAGACGCGGAUGCUGGUGACAAUGCCGUGGUCACCCUCUCUAUACUGAACGGCAAAGACAAUUUCAUCAUUGAUCCAAAAACUGGUGUGAUCAAACCAAACAUUACAUUUGACAGAGAGCAGCAAAGCUCCUAUACCUUUGUGGUGAAGGCGGUGGAUGGGGGCCGGCCACAGUGCACCUCUUUUGCAAAAGUCACGAUAAAUGUGGUGGAUGUAAAUGACAAUCGCCCUGUGUUUGUGAUCCCCUCAUCUAACUACUCCUAUGAACUAGUCCAGUCCACCACCAGCCCAGGGUCUGUAGUGACAAGAGUCUUUGCUAUAGACAAUGACACAGGCAUGAAUGCAGAGCUGCAGUACAGCAUCAUCCGAGGAUCUCCGAAGGGCCUGUUUGCUAUUGAUAAAACAACUGGUAACAUCACGCUUCAGGAGAAAAUAGUCCCUGCUGAUCAAGGCCUGCACAGGCUGGUGGUUAUGGUCAAAGACCUGGGACAGCCGGAGUCCUUGCAUGCCAUUGCUCUAGUCCACUUGUUUGUGAAUGACACUGUGUCCAAUGCCACCUUUAUUCAAGAGCAGCUACGCAGGAGUAUGGAGACCCCCUUGGACCGCAACGUUGGAGAGACUGAGGUCACGCCCCCGGCCAACAGCUAUGUCAUCGUGGUCAUCGCCAUCAUUGCAGGCACGAUGACCGUCAUACUAGUCAUUUUUGUGACUGCACUGGUGCGUUGCCGGCAGACACCGAGGCAUAAAGUGGUCCAAAAGGGGAAACAGAGCGGUGAGUGGGUGUCGCCAAAUCAGGAGAACCGUCAGAUCAAGAAGAAGAAAAAGAAAAAGAAGAGGUCUCCCAAGAGCCUGCUGCUGAAUUUUGUUACCAUCGAAGAGUCAAAACCAGACGAUCCCACCCAUGAGCACAUCAAUGGCACCCUGGAUCUCCCAGUAGAAUUGGAGGAGCAGACCAUGGGGAAAUACAACUGGGCCACCACUCCGUCCACCUUCAAACCUGACAGUCCAGACUUGGCUAAGCACUACAAGUCUGCCUCCCCUCAGCCCACCUUCCAGAUUAAACCAGAGACCCCAGUCGCUCCCAAGAAACACCACGUUAUCCAGGAGCUCCCCUUGGACAAUACCUUUGUGGUGGGCUGUGAUUCAUUAUCCAAGUGUUCCUCGAGCAGCUCCGACCCUUACAGUGUCUCAGAGUGCAGCUGUCAGGGAGGCUUCAAGGCGCCUGGACAAAUUCACACCCGACAGGAGACGGCACUGAAACCACCACUCUAUGGCACACUGUGUGGCACAGGUACAGCUCGCUCCCACAGGAUAAAAAUCAAUCUCUAGCUGCCAAUACCUAGAGAGGGAGGAGGUCACAGACUGAAGAGGUGAAACACACACUAUACAUGUUCUACAGCCUCAAACAAGACCUAGAAAGGAUUUUUCCCCCCUUUUUUCAGAAAUGAAAGACCUGAAACAAAACAUGUCUUGCUGCCUACUUGAAGCUUGUCAAAACUCCACUAGUGAAUUUCUAGGGGUCUUGAAGUGCAUUGUUCAAUUUCUUCCUCACUUGCCUGCAUCACAUUGGUUGGCACAGAAGGCAAAAAACCAUCAUGAGUGGUGUUCCCACUCGACAAAACAAAACAGCUGUGAUGGAAAGUGAUGUAAAGAUUGUUCAUAUGUAGUUAUGUAUGUAUGUAUGUACGUAUGUAUAUUUAACACAGCCAUGGUUAAAACCUGUCUCUCUAUCCAUUGGUUUUGUUUUGAACUUUGACCUUUUUCACCUGCCUGAUGGCUGCUUUGUUUUCCACCUGUCCAUUCGUAUGGCACUGGUGCUCUAAUGGGGCUUGCUCACAGAUAACAUGACUGAUAAUGUCACGCUAUGCGUGUGACUGCACCCGUGUGACUGCACCGUCCUUGUCACAGCGUACGUGUCACCCCUCUCGCCCACUCUGUGUGACACUGUUGUAGUGCAAAUGUACAGCGUGGUUAGCAUUAGUAUGCAUGGCAUUCAUUAGGAAGUAGCGACAGACUACAGUACCUUACAGCUGUGCUACUGGCGGCCAUAGGAUGCCAGUGGAGGCUUGCAGGGAUGAAAGAGGUUUAAUGCUUUGAGCUAAGCCACAGUUUUGAGACACUGUUGGUUUGGUUUGGAAAUAACAGCUGUUAUUAUAAGACAGUAAAACAGAAUGCGUAGCUUGCUGUGUCUUCGCAGUGUCAAGAAGGUGCUACAUGUAUGUGUGAUGUAGUCAGUCACCAAACUGAUGCCAAAAAUGAGCCAAUUCAAUCAGCGUGAAUUUUUUUUAAUGAUAUUCAAGAGCAAGGCAUUAAUUCUGGAUAGAAAACCUCAGGCGGUCUUUAAUGAGACGCUGAAUGACUAAAGCAUAAGGACCUGGUUGUGUGCACUUAUUUAC